ACAAACAGACACAGCCACCGACCGAUCUCUCUCUCUGUCUCUCUCUCUCUCUCUCUGUGUUCCAUCGAUCUGUGUGUGUGUGUUUUCUCUUUGUUUUGUACGCAAUAGAAUACAUCAAUGCCUUCACAGAAGCGUUCGUCAGCAGAGCAACUCAGCGAUGAUGUAGAACAUCGCCACCACCAACGGCAACGACCCAAGCAAUCUCGACUGCAAGAUGAACACCAACUCCUAGACCAAGAAGAGGAAGAAGUAGAAGAUGACGAAGAAGAAGAAGAAGAAGAAGAAGAAGAAGAUGACGAAGAUGAUGCCGAUUCUGAUGGAGGCGCAUCUUCAACUUCUCAAGAGAUUCCCGAAUUGAUAUUCAUACAACUGCAAGAACUCCGUAAAGACUUACACUGUCCAAUAUGUCUCGGAAUUAUGAAAAAAACACGUACUGUAAUGGGAUGCCUACACAGGUUUUGCAGGGAAUGUAUCGACAAGUCAAUGCGAUUGGGGAACAACGAGUGUCCUGCUUGUCGCGCACACUGUGCAAGUCGGCGUUCAUUGAGAGACGAUCCAAACUGUGAUGCCCUAAUAGCAGCUUUAUAUCCGGAUAUUGAGAAGUAUGAGGAGGAGGAAUUGUCUUUCCAUCAGGAGGAGAGGACUCGAAACGAGCAGAUUCAAGCAUCAAUUGCCAAAGUUUUUGAACAACAAUCAGAAGCUCUAACUAAGAGACGCACAUCUGGAAAAGAUAUGUCAGAUUCAUUUCCUAUGAGACCACGGCUCAAUGAUCGGAGUUCUGUUUUGAGGAAACGGAACUCUCGAGCCACUGAGGAUGAUAAUAACAAUGACAAUAAUACCAAGGGCAACAAUUCAUCUUCCACUGAUGACCGGCGUAUUGAACUUAGGCCAAGACAGCGGAGAAGACGGGCAGGAUUUGGAUCCUCUCAGCCUCCUGCAUCUCUGGCCAAUUCAAGUGGAGGAUGCACUGAAAAUGAUGUAGAAGGGAAACGAGAGAACCGUGGAAUUUCACCUGGUGUUAUCUGGAGCUCUGAAAUGCUUGUUUGGGGGCGGGGUAGUGCUCGAAGUCACACACGGCGUGGCAUUGCUAGUGGUUGCAACAGUAAGAAUUCCGAGAGUACUCGCAUAUCAAAGUUGGUUGAUUAUCUCCAGAGCUUAGAGGAAAACAAUGAUGAGUUAGAUGUUCAUCUCAUGCUUAUUUCUUUGGAUACAAGUUGUACACCAAGUUUACAGCGGCCACACCUUUCCUGUCGGCCGAGUUUGUCAGUGAAGCACCUGUGUGAAUAUGUGUCUCACCAGACGCCUUUGAGGGCUGAGGAAGUUGAAUUAUUGGCAGUUAAAGGGCCUUCCAGUUCCAAUGACAAGAAAUUGAACCUAAACCUGGCGCCCUUAAUUGAUGAUCCGGAUUCUGUGCCAUUUCUAACAGAUCCAUGCAGAUAUGAACUGCAAAUUCUGCAAGAAGAAGAAACUUUGGGAAGGAUCAGAGCCAAUUGCACUUCCAGCAGGGACCAUUUGAUUCUCGCAUACAGGCGGAAGGAGAUUAGUUAGGAAUGAAAUUUUGGUACCAGCCAAAUGCAUGCGGACGAGAAAAUUGUUGUAUUCGCUGUUGACAAGAGAGUUACUGUAAAUGCAGUCGAAGAUUGAUACCGGGAUGCAUUGAUCCCCGGUUGAGACAUUGUUUGUUGUAUUCUCGAUUCCGUAAAACACUUGGUUGGAUUGUUAUUUAUAUUAAACCAUCCUUUAGUUAACAGUUCUUAAGAG
Messenger RNA from Pyrus x bretschneideri (Chinese white pear), 1761 nucleotides. RefSeq names its product putative E3 ubiquitin-protein ligase RING1a. The transcript is spliced from 10 exons. Lineage: Eukaryota; Viridiplantae; Streptophyta; Magnoliopsida; Rosales; Rosaceae. Bases 118 to 1548 code for a protein of 476 amino acids. The record is from RefSeq and is a predicted model, not a curated record.